AUGUCAAGGACAGUAACAAAAACCAAGCUUAGUGGCAACGCCAUGCGUGUAUCGCGCAGACACAUCUCUUCCCAGACUCUCGCACGUCGAUCGGCAAUUCCUUCAAACUACGACGACACCAAUAGGUUCUCAACAGCCGCAGACACAAACACAAGAGACCAGGUGGUUGCCACGCCCAAGAUGCCGAGGCCAACCCCGCUAUCCAUUCUUCCUCUCAGCUCUAUUCUCAGAUCACUAGCAACCAUGUCAAUAUCUUCUUCUCCACUUCUUCUCCGGCCCUCACUCCUCAUCAUGGACAAGCUCGCACACUCCCACUCCCCCCUCCUCUCUCCCGACACCAACCCCCUCCUUCGCCUCUUCCUCAAGAAGACCUUCUACGCCCAAUUUUGCGCCGGUGAGACCGCCUCUGAAGUAAAAGCCACAGUCGACAGCCUGCGCUCCCUCGGUUUCUCCGGCGUCAUCCUCGCCUACGCGAAAGAAGUUGUGCUCGACAAAUCCCAAACCGCAUGUCUCUCCCCUGCAGCCGCGGAAGCAUGCAUCCGCGACGAAAUCAUACCCUGGGCAAAUGGCACGCUGGAAACAGUUCGCAUGACGCGCCCGGGGGAUUUCGUGGCGCUGAAGUUUACGGGGGCGGGCGCCCAAGCUCUACACGAUUUGUCGGAGCAAGCGGAGCCGUCACCGGCGCUCAAAGAGGCCAUUGAUUCCGUGUGCGACUUGGCGAGGGAGAGGGGGGUCAAGCUGCUGUUUGAUGCUGAGCAAGCUGCAUUACAGCCGGGUAUCGAUGCGUGGACGCUGAAAUACAUGGAGAAGUAUAACCAGGGCGCAAACGGGGCUGUCAUCUAUGGUACCUACCAAGCCUACUUAAAGGGUGCUCCAGCAGUUUUAGCGAGCCACCUCGCUGCUGCCCGGAAGGGAGGCUUCACGUUGGGGGUGAAGCUGGUGAGAGGUGCUUAUCUGGGAUCGGAUCCGAGGCAUUUGAUUCACGAUACAAAGGCGGAUACGGAUGCGGCGUACGAUGGCAUCUCAGAAAGCCUGGUCCGACGCACAUACAAUACCACCCUCCAACCUGCACCCAGCGAAGCCGAUCAGAAAUUCCCCGCCGUCGCCGUCGUCCUAGCAGGUCACAACAUUACAUCCGUGCGCAAGGUGCAAGCGCUGUGCACUCAGCAGAAGAAGCUCGGCGUGUCGCCGAAUCAGAUCGACAUCGUUUACGCGCAGCUGCAAGGCAUGGCCGACGAAGUCAGCUGCGAGCUCGUGCUCGCCAGCCGCGAAGCCCGCGAAAGGCAGAGAGCGGAUGCGGCUGCCGAGGUGGAUGUCCCGAGAGCCUACAAGUACCUGGUCUGGGGCAGCACGGGCGAGUGCAUGAAGUACCUGUAUCGGCGCGCGCAGGAGAAUAAGGAUGCGGUGCAGAGAACGCGAGAGGGCCGGGAUGCGAUGGCUGGUGAGCUGUGGAGGAGGGUUAGGAGGGGGUUUGGGCGACUGGCUUAG
This is a messenger RNA of Drepanopeziza brunnea f. sp. 'multigermtubi' MB_m1, 1488 nucleotides long. RefSeq lists its product as uncharacterized. The record is from RefSeq and is a predicted model, not a curated record. Lineage: Eukaryota; Fungi; Ascomycota; Leotiomycetes; Helotiales; Drepanopezizaceae. Gene Ontology annotation, molecular function: proline dehydrogenase activity; FAD binding. Gene Ontology annotation, cellular component: mitochondrion.